UCCCUCUCGACGUGACGCUUCAAGAAACACAUCGCAGCCCCGUUAAGCGUCGCGUCGAUUAACAACUGGAAAAGCAGAGAAAGUGACUUUGGGACACGCACCUUUCGGAAAAUGCACCAUCUCGGAGCCGCAGAAGGUUGUUCUCGAGGGAUAACGAGAAACGAGGAAACCGUUCAGUCGCACAACGGGGCCUUGCAUCGUGUGCAGCUCUCGGGGCAUGCGGAAGGCAGAGCACAGCCGUCGGGCGACAGUGAUUGAGAGGAUCCGGUCGACUCGUAGGAAAAUCGACUCGCAGAUGUUAAAAUGUCGCAACCAGAAUUGAUUAGCGACCUGGACGUGCCAGAAAAUCCACAGCAUCCCUGUCAGUGUUCUACGAUUAACAAUAGAGAUUCUAUAAGAACACCGAGGGAAAGAAAUAUGAAUAACACCAGGAUCUCGAACAAUCAAGAUCUCCCGCGAAAUCUGGAGACCUUGCAGAGCGUAUUUGAGCCGAUACGAAGAUUGGACAGUCCCCAUCAGGAUAAAUCGCAGAUCAGUCUGGACAAUACUAGAAACGUCGAUCUUCUGGAACAUCAAGCGAAUAUAUCGUCUAAUUCUAGAUCCAUGAAUAAUCAAAAUUCAUUAUUAUCUCUUCACGGGCAUAAUCUUUCGUGCAGUCCGCGUAACUUGGACUUGUCUCGCAAUUUGGCUUUCGAGGCGGCCCGAAGGGUUCAGGAAACCUCGAGUCUACAGGACAAUCAGCACAAUCACAGUUUGACCUCGAGUCCCAGUCCUCUGCUGGAAACAGGGCCGAAUUUGCUCGAUACGACCAGCAAAGAAUUAGAUAAGCAACUGGAAGAUCACGCCGGCUUGUCGCCGCAGAAGCAGAACUCCAGCAAGGAGAAGCUGAAGAAUGUACAGCAGGUGUUGAAUCCUUACCAGCAUCAUCAUGAAGCGGAACGUGGGGUUCAUGGACAUUUUCAUGGCGACAUACAUAGCCACAUUUACAAGCACGACAAUUACAGGAAUAAUACAAAUCUGGACGAGGGCUUGAUAGGCUUUCAGCAACAGCACCAGCGACAGCACACGCAUUAUCAUCACAGCAACGCAAAGACGAACGUUACUCAUCAUCACGGAUCCGGGGUACAUCACACACACACGCAAGGACAUCAUCAUGGAAGUCUGACAACUAGUCUCACUGGCCAUGUCCAUGGAAAUUCUGGUUCUCUGAACGGAUCUGGUUCCGGUUCCCUGAAUCAAACCAGCUCGGCCACCUCCAUCGGACACCAUCAUCCAACGGCGAUGCCUAUCGCGGCCACGAUAAACCACCUGAACUCCCCCCAUAGUCAUCAUCGGCUCAACGCCGGCUCCAGCUUGGCUCACCAUUCGAAUCCUGCCUUUCCCGGCGAUCAUCAUGGCGCUUCGGGUGCUCUGAGCGGCGCGUCGUCGAAUUCGAGCAUGAUGAACCACGGUGGAUCGCCCGCGGUGCACCGCCACGUGGUCAACGUCAACGGCAGCUUGUCGACGACACCCUUGGGUGGUCACCAUCACGGCAGCUCGUCGGGUAGUUUAACCGGUCAUUCCAGCGUGAACCAUCAUCACGUCAGCUCCGGCAUAUCGUGCGAGUCCUCGUCGUCGAACGCUAAUACCAGAACGCACAGCAGGUUGGAUCACGUCCACGAUCAUCAUCAUCAUCUGCAAUCGGUGCACCCGUUGCACGCGAGUCAUCCCGAUACCAGGCCGAGAGAUCGGGCGCCCUCGAGCUUGGAUCAUCAUGGACAUCUCCACGGACACGUGCACAAUCACGGCCACCCGCACGGGCAGAGCGACACUAAAAACGCGUCUCUUAUGGGCAUCGACGCCAUUCAGGUUUCGGCACCAACGAAGAACAAAUGUCAAUGUCACGUGAUACAGUCCGGAGGAAACAACGGAGGAACCGAGGGCGAGAGUGACGAAGGUGUCGAAGUGGCAUCAAGAACGCAUCAACCCCCUGCUCUUCCGCCACGUCCGCCACCGAGACCAACAAGACGUUACGAGACGACUACCACCAAUCAAUGUCACACUGGCGAAGGUGGCUGCUGCAAGAAGUACGUUGUCCUUUGCUACCUCUGCGGUGGAUUGAGCGCGGCAGUCGGCAGUCUUUUUUUGGCGGUGCACGCAAUCCUUUCGGCCCACACGGACAGUCUAGCGCUCUUCGAGACCGUGCCGUCUUACAUUCCCGGCAUUAUGUUGAUCCUGAUGGGCUUCUUCACAAUGCUGCUGGCUAGACGAAAGCACAGAUACGGUCUUUUGAUGAAAGUCUGCGGUUCCGUGGGAGUGGUGUGCGCGCUGGUAUGCGUGCUCGUCACCGUCACGACUACGGUAAUUCACAUGUCCCGAUUGCAGAAUCUUCGCGAGUGCGUUUAUACCGCGCGCGCGAGAUCGUGCACGUGUUACGGCGCACCGCAGUCGAAGGGGGAUCCCGGUGUGCUGUUUGAGGGGACGCCUCAUUGCGAAGCGGUGCAUGGCGCAUUGUCAGAUUGCCUGAGGGCUCUUUUCGGCGUCUCCGUGGCCGGUAUACUGGCCUGCAUAUUCUCGUGCAUGCUAGUGUAUCAAUUGUUGAGCCACGAGAAGAAGAAGAUGUACUGGGAACAGUUGGAGCUGAGAUGCAGAUCGUUGUACGGCCAGGGUGGCACCGUGGGACCGCCGGCUGGGUCCUGCGGAUGCUGCAACGAUUGCGGUGGUGCGAACCCGUGGUGGGCCCAGACACCUGGGAAUCUGUACACGCCGAAUCCCGAUAUGGCGCCAUCCAGGAGGUGGCGAUUACCUUGGUCGAGAUCGAGAGGUCCAGCACCGAGCCCAGAUUCGAAUUAUGGCUUUCAUACGCAAACACGACCAACGGAAACCAACGUGGAGAGCGGAACCGGUCCUUAUAGUGUCUUUAACUCGCAAUCGAGUGGUCCGUACUCCGUUUUAAAUGCUCCGAAUGCUCCGUACACUCCGAGCACCGCGUCUUACAGCGUUCUGGAAACUCCAGUGCCAUUGUGGGGACCGCCACCUCCGUACAGCGAUCCUAACAGUCCCGCCAGACGACCGCAAAUGACCGAAUCGAGAGCCAGAAUUGCUAAGAGGAUGGAUAACUUCGAAAAUAACGAAGACCAUAGACCGAGACCCACAAAGCGUCCUUCCGAUAAUUACGAAAACGCCGAAGAGAUCUCUAAUAGCACAGACCCUGAGGGCGGGAACGAGGAAACCAUCAAAGGUAGAAGAAUUAGAAAGCCCUUGAAGGGCGUUGAAAAUGGGGCAUUUCAGCAAGAAUCGAAUCCCGGUCCGAAACAAUCUGAGAGUGAACUAUAUUUCGGUGACGUGUCCUCGUGCUGCGGACCCGAGAGUAGUUUUUAUGAUUUAGCUGUGGAAAAAGAAGGUGCAGAACAUUCGGAAGGCGUGGACUAUCUGGGGUCUAGGCUGAGCAAGCGUCAACUAUCGAAGAGAUCUCGAAUGCCUCUUCCUUUGCCUGCAGACAAUGGCGACAUUCCCUGUGACAAUUACGCGAACAGCGACGAACCGAGAAGCGCGAGAGGUCCCUUCCUCGCUCCCGACGCGCAAUACGAGGUGAUUCAACAAGGCCGCUACUCCUAUUAUGGGACGAAAAAUGACGAGGAGCUGCAAGAGGGCCCGCCGAGUUCCAGUUACUUCCGGGAGGACGAGAACGACAGGGGGCGUGAAAGGGAUUAUAGGGAUUACAGAAACAGCCAGGAGGAGGAAACGCCACAGUGUUGCUUGAGCGACUCGACGACCCUGGACUCUGGUUGGCAGAGCGGGGAGCAACAGCAAUCCGACGAUAACGUUCGGCCAGUGAACGUGUGAUCUUAGACCCGUAAGAUUUUUUUAGCGAAAACGACAAAGGUGACAAGUGACCAUUGAUUUCCUGCCGGAAAGUGUUAUACGAAAACAAUGAAGUAGGAAAUGCGCGACAAUAGCUUCUGAUCUGUGAAUAAUUUAGAUCGUAUGAUAGCUCUUGUUCUUAAGUAGGCAAAGCGAAUGAAAUUGGGAUCCAAUCCUUUGAACUUAAUUGACGGAAUAGAGAAGUUAAGUGGCGGUAAUGCUCGAGUUUGGCAUAUAGGUAUGAUCCUAGUCGGAUGAUAAUAGAUUCGCUUUUAAAAAGCGUAGCUAAACUUAAUUAAAGUUAAUGCACCAAGUUUAAAUAACGUAAUGUGAAAGACUGGAAUAAUGUGCGUGUCAGUUUAUAUCGAUUUUUCUUCUCUAAACUUCUCUAGCUAAACAAGCAGAGUUGCUAUGAAAAAGCUGAUUUAAAAACACAUUUCGCACCUUUGAUUAAAUUAAGCAGUGAUGAGUGUGACGCACGACACAAAUAUCUUUUUCAUACAUAUAGUUAUUUAAUAGUUAUUAACUUUAUCUUCAAUAUACUAAAUGAAUAUCACGCGUGUUACAAUAUUCUCUCAUCCCUUCAUAUUAAAAUCAAUACUUUUAUUUCGACGUUGUUUACAUACGUGAAGUGAUUGACGACGAACUGUAUCGAUGCCAUAAAAAGCACUACGCUAAUGAAACCCAGACGGACUUUAGUGAUAAUAUGUAGUGAUAAAAAUAAUUACAUUAAACACAAGUGCUAAUCUCGAUUUCGAUGAGAAUGAACUGCCAUUAAUUCCUCUCGUAAGAAGCUUGCCAGUUAAAACAAAAUAUAUAUACAAACUAUAUACGUGUAAAUUUUCUUUUUUAAUUGAAGAAUAAACAUGAUAUAAAUAGAAUGCGGUCAAGUGAUAAUUUAUGCUAAUCCUCGAUAUCAAACGAUGUGAAUAAUUAAAACUCGUGCAGAAAAGGCAUAAAAUUUCAUCGUGGUUCAGAUGUGCAUCAAUGACCGUAGUGCAUGAAGCGAAGUGUUAAAGCAACUUGAUCGUUCAUAUUAGAACAUGAUCAACUGUUAAAUAAAAAUGUUAAUCGCGUACGAAAUAUUUGCAGCAAAUUCUGUGUAUUUUUGCUAAUUGCAAUGUUGUUCGUGCUGCUCGCAGUAAUAAAUAAUAGUGAGUGUUAAGUAUAACCGAGAAAUUAUUUGCGACAAGAGAACGGACGAAGGCAAGUGAGAGAAAACGAUAUGGGAGAAUGUUAGUUUUAUGGUUGGGGGAUCGUUUGUGGAAAAUAUAUGUCCGCCAACAAAUGGAUGUAUGAUUGAUUUACUAAGAAGGCGUUUGCUUUAUUAGACAUUCGUUUAUUAUUUCGUACUAUUUAUUGCAUUUGUCUAGUAAUACGCUAUAAGUAUUUUUACCUGAUGUUUUGCUGAAUUUUUAUGUUCCAUUGCGUAUUGGAAUUAAAAUCGUCGAUCAAUCGAAAAAUUGUUCUUUGUUGGAUAGAUGGAUACCAUGUACAAAAGUGUGCUUUACUCUUGCCAAUUAGAUGUUAGCUGUAAUUCUCAAAUGAUCGUUGGCUAUCUCCAAGAUAUCAACGAUCAAACGAUAUAAUCGUUCGUAAUUAUAAGAAAUAUAUUUAUAAUGA
Wasmannia auropunctata (little fire ant) is the source of this 5466-nucleotide messenger RNA. RefSeq lists its product as uncharacterized. The transcript has 11 exons. Bases 304 to 3825 code for a protein of 1173 amino acids. The record is from RefSeq and is a predicted model, not a curated record. NCBI's taxonomy places the organism in Eukaryota, Metazoa, Arthropoda, Insecta, Hymenoptera, Formicidae.